AUGGCCUCGAUUGACAAUCGUCCAGUGAUCCUGGGUUAUUACCGUUACUCAGAUAUCAUGUUUGAGUGGCGUGAGGUUCUCACCGAUCCGCACCAAAGAAGUGCUCUCAAUGGUUUCCUUGCGCCCACGAGUUUGGUUCAUCCCGAUCAUCCCCUUCGACAAGAAGGCCAUGAUGGUCUCGAGCUUUGGAAUGGAAUUCUCACCAAUGGGGAGUCUCGUCUCCUAUUCUCCUCUGCCCAAGUCGAAUAUGCUCGAUAUUACUUGAAAGCUGCUGGUCUCAUCAAUGUCCUUGUGCCCCUCCCAUCGUCCCAAUACCUUCUCACUACUUCACAUCUCAAAAACGUAUCCCCAGUGUACUUCACUGACCCUCAAGUCCUGAAGAAGGCGCUCGCAAAUAUCCAAAAGCUCAAUAACCGACUAAAGGGGAUCACAGGAGACAUCAAGCUCGAAGCUCUUAGGAUCAAGUUUGAAAGAGCGAGGACUCUGUGGUCAGCGAAGAAGGGUGUCUGGUGUGCGGUCGACUUCGAAUCUUGGGAGAUGAAACAUGACGACAUUACGGAGUUCGGCUACAGUAUGUACAGAUGGGAAGAUGGGAAACUCGUGGGGCCAGAGGAAGGACACUGGACUGUCAAAGAAAUGAACUCCACUCGCAACUUCAAAUAUGUUCCUGACAAUCGAAAUAAUUAUCAAUUCGGCACAUCAAUCGAAAAGCCACGCAAAGUCUUUGGUGAAGACUUGCGCACUUUCAUUGCUGGCCUCAAGAGAUACGGGCCCGUUUAUCUUAGCUUCCACGAUGCCCCCAACGAUAUCCAAUACAUGAAACAAUUCAAGGUCCCUGAAGCCGAGGAGGCGACCAAUCUGAUCCCAGAGACCAAUCCUGACUCGGGGAUUUUCAUUAUCGACACUGCAGAUCUCUUCGCGGCGUUGGAAGGCCGCAGCAAUGAGAGACGAGGACUUGAGCGAAUGUGCAGACUCCUCAAAAUGUACGAUACUUACUACAUGCACAAUGCGGGAAACGAUGCGCACUGGACGCUUCUAGCUCUGAAGGAUAUGAUUGCUGGUGACCCCUUAGACACACAGCGCGAAAAGCGGUGGCCGUCACAGAUGGAACUCAGCAAAACUGGCGCAAAGACUGCUACAGUGGCGCAUCACCCAUGGGAACUUGAUCCAGAAUAUGACGAUAUGGAAGGAAUCUUCGAGCCCUUCCAGGGUGUCCCAGAGUCACCAGAAGAGGAAGCUCUACCACCCAUCAAGAAUGCAUACACUGGACGGCCAAAGCCGCCACCUAAGCCGCAUUCGCAGUGAACAUCGAGAACGAGACGUAGAUUGAUGGUGACAUCUUGUAAUUUUUGAAAAAUGCCUUUGCUCUCAUUUUUGUACCUGAUGUUUUGUUGUAUAAAGUAACUUGCGCAUGAAUGAAAAGUUCGCCGUGUUUGAAGGGGACGUGCGGGACGCGUGAAUUAAGGGGACAUUGAAAUAAGAAUAGAGCAACAAACAGUCCAACUCCGGAAUAAUGCACAACAGUGAUGGGAGGAGAAUGGCAUCCUGGAGGGCCAUUGAAUAAAAAUCCAAUUAAAUGCGCUUCGCUGUUUUACGCCCUCCUAUCGGCCGUGGAGGAGGUGGAGGGGCAGCUUCCUCUUCCUCUUCCUCCUCUUCUUCGAUACCAUCUUCUUCUAGAUCAUCAUCGAAAUUUUCUAACUUCCCUCUCCCCCCC
Cantharellus anzutake is the source of this 1714-nucleotide messenger RNA. RefSeq lists its product as uncharacterized. The record is from RefSeq and is a predicted model, not a curated record. Gene Ontology annotation, cellular component: nucleus. The transcript has 8 exons. NCBI's taxonomy places the organism in Eukaryota, Fungi, Basidiomycota, Agaricomycetes, Cantharellales, Hydnaceae. The coding region runs from base 1 to 1305 and encodes 434 amino acids. Gene Ontology annotation, molecular function: nucleic acid binding.